Cololabis saira (Pacific saury) is the source of this 3901-nucleotide messenger RNA. RefSeq names its product sodium/potassium/calcium exchanger 1-like. The record is from RefSeq and is a predicted model, not a curated record. Lineage: Eukaryota; Metazoa; Chordata; Actinopteri; Beloniformes; Belonidae. The transcript has 9 exons. Gene Ontology annotation, molecular function: calcium, potassium:sodium antiporter activity; calcium channel activity. The coding region runs from base 314 to 2725 and encodes 803 amino acids. Gene Ontology annotation, cellular component: membrane. Gene Ontology annotation, biological process: intracellular calcium ion homeostasis; calcium ion transmembrane transport; long-term synaptic depression.
AAUAAUCCUCUUACAGCAUUAUGCUGAGCUGCGGUCGAGCCUGCCAUGCCCGGCGCCCUUGUAGCUGAAGCCCGGAGUCAGCAUCUCUGUCCGGCCGCAGCUGGAGGGACGAGCUGCCGAGGAGCCGCGGAGCAGGGACCGCAGUCCUUCCACAGGUUGAAAGCUGGCUGCCGUGAAAGAUGAGACCCACUUCGUGCAUGAGUGCGUGUAUCUUCACCGACAGAGGCGUCUUCUGGCCACAUAACGCCACAGGAGGGAUGAGGGAAUAGCAAUGCAUCUGACAUAAAUUCCUCUCUCCGGAGUCCCAGUGAACAUGCACUCGCCUCAGAGGAGGAGACUGGUCCGCAGCCGCGUCCUCUUCUUCCUUUCGGGUGUGCUGCUGUGUUUCGUGUACACGCUGACCCUGAAGGCCAGGUUGUCCCAGCCACGGCCAAACUACCAGACUGCUGACUUUGUGGGAGCAGAGUGGGGUGAGGAUGGGGAUGUGGAGGUCAGCAUCCGGGAGUUGGUGGCGUCCAAUGAGACUGAAGACGAGGUGGAAGCACAAGCCUCGACCACCAAGCCCCCGCGGGUGAUAAUCGUAAACAGGACAGAUAUUGAAACGUGUAUCUACGUAGAGCCUCAACCUCCUAAACCCCCUCCGACUCCCCCACCGGUGACCACCACCGCGGCUCCCCCACCGCCCCCACCCGAGCCCCCCCACAGGAAGGGGGACUACCCGGAGGACCUGUUCUCGGUGGAGGAGCGGCGGCAAGGCUGGGUGCUCCUGCACAUCGUCGGCAUGACCUACAUGUUUGUGGCCCUGGCCAUCGUUUGCGACGAGUUCUUCGUCCCCGCGCUGGAGGUCAUCACCGUCAGCCUGGAGAUCUCCGACGACGUGGCUGGGGCCACCUUCAUGGCCGCCGGGGGCUCCGCCCCGGAGCUCUUCACCUCCCUCAUCGGUGUCUUCAUCUCCCACAGCAACGUCGGCAUCGGCACCAUCGUGGGCUCGGCCGUGUUCAACAUCCUGUUCGUGAUAGGCAUGUGUGCCGUCUUCUCCCGGGAGAUGCUGCACCUCACCUGGUGGCCUCUGUUCAGGGAUGUGACUUUCUACAUCCUGGACCUCAUCAUGCUCAUCGUCUUCUUCCUGGAUAACGUGAUCCUGUGGUGGGAGAGCAUUAUGCUGGUGAUGGGCUACAUAAGCUACGUGAGCUUCAUGAAGUUCAACUCUCAGAUUGAGCAGAUGGUCAAAAACCAGCUGAACAAGCACGUGAACACCGUCAAGGUGUGGAGCGGAGAGGAGCCAGAGAAGGACAGCGAGGCUGCACCUCCUCCUCCAGCUGCUCCUCCUGCUGCACCGCCAAAAGACGAGGAUAAGUCCAAAUCAGAAGCCGAACCGCCUCCAAGCACCCCAGCGCGCAGCAUCCCACAAGCGGAGACGCAGGAGGACAAAACAAGACUCAGGGUGCGUCCUAUCCUGCAGAGAGGCGGCAGCUCGGCUUCCCUCCACAACACCUCGCUGCGGAGCACCAUCUUCCAGCUCAUGAUCCACACGCUGGACCCUCUGGGAGAAGAUGAAGAUCUAACGUCAGAUAAACCCGCUGACGAUGCUCCCCCAGAGGGCGCUGCAUCCGAGCCAUCCACCUCGCAGCCUCCAAAGACUGAAGAGACGUCUGAAAAGGCAGAAGAGACAGGGCAGGGAGAGGCAGAAGAGGCAGAAGAAACGGGGCAAAAAGUGUCUGAAGAUGUAGAAGAAACGGGGCAAAAAGUGUCUGAAGAUGUAGAAGAAACGGGGCAGAAGGCGUCUGAAGAGGCUGAAGAGGCAGAAGAGACGGGGCAAAAAGCGUCUGAAGAGGCAGAAGAGACGGGGGAAAAGGGGUCUGAAGAGGCAGAAGAGACAGGGCAGAAAGCGACUGAAGAGGCUGAGGAGUCAAAGGCGGCUGCAGCAGCAGGAGGGUCAGACGGCUCGGGCGUCAGUAGCGGGGACGACAACAGCGAGGACGAGAAGAGCGAGGAGGAAAGCGCCGACUCCGGUGAAAGCGAUGGCGAGAAGGACAAAGAUGAAAACAAGGAUGAAAACAAGGAUGAAAACAAAGAUGAAGACAAUGAAGAAGCCGAAGAAGAGAGCGAGCCGCUGUCCUUACAGUGGCCGGACAACAAACGCAAGCAGGCCACGUAUCUGUUCCUGCUGCCCAUCGUGUUCCCGCUGUGGAUGACGCUGCCGGACGUCCGCAACCUGGCGUCCAGGAAGUUCUUCAUCGUCACGUUCAUCGGCUCCAUCUUCUGGAUCGGCAUCUUCUCCUACAUGAUGGUGUGGUGGGCUCAUCAGGUGGGUGAGACCAUUGGCAUCUCGGAGGAGAUCAUGGGCCUGACCAUCCUGGCAGCCGGGACCUCCAUCCCCGACCUGAUCACCAGUGUGAUCGUGGCCCGGAAAGGCCUGGGAGACAUGGCCGUGUCCAGCUCGGUGGGCAGUAACAUCUUCGACAUCACCGUAGGCCUGCCGGUGCCAUGGCUCAUGUACACUGUUCUCCACGACGGGGAGCCGGUGACCGUCAGCUCCAACGGCCUGUUCUGCGCCAUCGUGCUGCUCUUCCUCAUGCUCCUCUUCGUCAUCAUCUCCAUCGCCGUCUGCCGCUGGAAGAUGAGCAAAAAGCUGGGCUGCACCAUGUUUGUACUGUACUUUGUGUUCCUGGUCCUCAGCGUCAUGCUGGAGGACCGCGUGCUCAUCUGUCCCGUCUCCAUCUGAGCCGACCAGCUCAACGACAUCCCUGCAAACGACUGGGCUUCUCCAGACAGGACCAGUACUGUAUGUUGGAUACGAUAGAUAGGUGAACCAGGCCUGAUGUCAAAAGGCUGGAAACGCACACACUUGAUUUUAUGUUGUUGAAGGAAAACUCCCCUCUAGACUUACUUUCACAGACGCAACAAAUAACUUCUCAGAGUUUAAUUUAUACUUGAAUUGAACAUAUUCUCACAACUGAAGCAAAGAGAGAUUAUUAAAUGCUUCUCACAAUAACUGCUUCUGUGUUAUCUUGCAAUCGUUUGUGAGCUGACUCUAAACACCUCAACCACCAUUCACCCAUCCCCGAUUUAGAUGCUCUCCUGCUCUGACACACCCAGUUCUUGAGGAUUCUCGUUUUUAGAUGUCAGUGACAUUGAUCCAUUUGGAUAGGGGAUGCUGGAGCGGGAGAACCCGGCUUCAAAGUCUCCAGUUCAGGGUUUAAAGGAGCAUGAGGCUCCUUUUAAGAAAUGAGACUCUCUAGCGCCACCCUUCACCACGACGGCCGUCGGGGGUACUGCAGCCAACAGUGAAGCCGGCACGGGAGAACAGGGAGAACGUGCAUGCAGCGUCAUGUGACGUCACAUCCGCAGGACAGCGCGGGAAAUUCGGGCCCGGAAUUGCAGCACAUUUUGCAGCACACAACCUGUUCAAGGCAAAGGAGAGAUACACUAGAGGGCUCAUUCUUUUGGGUUUGGAACGCUUCAUCUGACAUUAUUACUAGAAAACUUAAAACGUAUAAGAAUCUUUUUCAUAAAUCCUGCCUCAAUCCUGUCUCAAGCUCCUUUAACAUCAUCAUGAUGAAGUUGUGCAGUGAUGGAGCUUGUAAAAUCAAUGGCUCACAUGCGUCUCAAUGAGUCAGUUGGGUUGGUUGUGAUGUUCAUGUGUGAAGCGACACAAUAAUUCUGAGUGUUAUUUCUGGUUGCAGAGUUUAGACAUCCUCAGGAGGCCUCCUUUUUAGAGACAAUCUGUAGAGGGGAAAACAAGCUGAAGAGCUGGUAGUCACACCAAUGAGCACCAAACCUCCUGCCAUUAGGUACACUGCAAAAACUCAAAAUCUUACCAGGAAUAUUUUGUCUUAUUUCUAGUUAAAAUGUCUCAUUUUUAGUCAAAAACUCUCAUUACACUUAAAACAAGUCAUUA